GGGCUGGAACAAAGCAAGGCCUGCGGGCGGCGGCUGGGCUCGGCUGGCGGGGCCGCGGGUGCGGGGGCCUGCGGGCGGCGGCCCGGGCGGAGCGUUGGAGGGAAGGAGGCGGUGUCAUCCUUUGUAUCGGCCCGGCCAUGAAUGGGUUGCCCUCGGCCGAGGCGCAGGGCGGCACGGGCUGCACCCUGGCGGGUCUCCCGCCGCUACCGCGCGGCCUCAGCGGUCUUCUCAACGCGAGCGGGGGCUCGUGGCGGGAGCUGGAACGCGUCUACAGCCAGCGCAGCCGCAUCCACGAUGAGCUGAGCCGCGCCGCCCGCGUCCCGGACGGGCCCCGCUAUGCUGCCGGCGCCGCCAACGCGGGAAGUGCCGCUGGUCCCCCCGGCCCGCGUCGUCCUGUCAACCUCGACUCGGCGCUAGCGGCGUUGCGCAAAGAGAUGGUGGGCCUGCGGCAGCUGGACAUGUCCCUGUUAUGCCAGCUGUGGGGCCUGUACGAGUCAAUCCAGGACUACAAGCACCUGUGCCAAGACUUGAGCCUGUGCCAGGACCUGUCAUCCUCUCUGCACUCAGACAGUUCCUACCCACCUGAUGCUGGCCUAUCUGAUGAUGACGAGCCUCCUGAUGCCAGCCUGCCCCCGGACCCGCCACCCCUCACUGUGCCCCAGACGCACAAUGCCCGAGACCAGUGGCUGCAGGAUGCCUUCCACAUCAGCCUCUGAAGAGCUAAGGGUGUGGGGGGGCAGGCACCCAGGCAAAAGGCUCAGAAAUUCAUCCCUCAGCAAGUACUCAGACUCUAGUGCCUGCUUUCCCCCAUACCACCUCACCUCACAGGAGGGCAAGGCCUGGGCCCCUCAGAGCUAAAACUGCCUACCCUCUCCUGUCUUGAGUUAGCUGGCACUGGGGCAGGUACCUGGGCUACAGCCUCUGCCCAUGGCACUGGACCUCCUCUUCUCCCACCUGCGUGCACUUCAGCUUGGCCAACCUUCAGUUUGGCUGUGGGUCCAAAACAUCGGGCACUCUCCUUGACAUCUCUGGGAUUGGGAUGAGUGCCUGGCUCCUAUCUCUUAAUCUUUUGCUGCCCUUGGCAGCUGCUGGCUCAGGGGCAUCCCUCCUCUGGUCCCUGGGUUCCACUGCCUUAGACAAGGGCUCCAGGACCCAUUCCUGCACCCACCCAUGGCCAGGAGGGCCAAAGCUCCGUGCUAGAUAUUUAAGUUUAGGGGCCAUCCUCCUGGGCGCCUAGAUAAAUAAAUACUCUCUCGGCA
Sus scrofa (pig) is the source of this 1259-nucleotide messenger RNA. RefSeq names its product family with sequence similarity 89 member B (gene FAM89B). Gene Ontology annotation, biological process: establishment of cell polarity; negative regulation of SMAD protein signal transduction; negative regulation of transforming growth factor beta receptor signaling pathway. Gene Ontology annotation, cellular component: lamellipodium; cytoplasm. The record is from RefSeq and is a predicted model, not a curated record. Gene Ontology annotation, molecular function: transcription corepressor binding. NCBI's taxonomy places the organism in Eukaryota, Metazoa, Chordata, Mammalia, Artiodactyla, Suidae.